AUCGACCGUACCGAUCACCGCUUCGGCAAUUUCCAACAUGGCGUCAAUUCUGGGACGAGCGUCGCACAAAUUGGCGUCAAAUCUCAGAACCGUUCUUACAAAUCCUGCUUUGAGCAGAACACCAGUUGUAUCUUCGACAAGAGGUAAACAAUGGCAGCCGGAGGUGAAGGACAUCGAGCAGUAUUCUAAGGCUGUGAUGUACCCCGAUGAAAACACUGCCAAAUGGCCAUCGCCACCAUGGGACGAUCGAGAUCCUGUAGCAGAGAAAGAUGUUGCCAAUUUAGUGAUCAAUUUUGGUCCUCAGCAUCCUGCUGCUCAUGGUGUGCUUCGUCUUGUUCUGGAAUUGAGUGGAGAGAGCAUAGUCCGCUGUGACCCCCACAUCGGUCUCCUUCACCGUGGCACGGAGAAACUGAUUGAAUACAAGACUUAUAUGCAGGCCUUGCCUUACUUCGAUCGUCUCGACUACUGCUCCAUGAUGUGCAAUGAGCAAGCCUACUCCCUCGCCGUUGAGAAGAUGCUGAAUAUCACUGUCCCCGAGAGGGCUAAAUACAUCAGGAUCAUGAUGAGUGAGCUGACCAGAAUUGCCAAUCACAUCAUGGCUGUGGGAACUCAUGCCCUGGACAUUGGAGCCAUGACCCCUUUCUUCUGGCUUUUUGAGGAGAGAGAGAAGACCUUUGAGUUGUAUGAGCGUGUAUGUGGAGCUCGUAUGCAUGCAGCCUACGUCAGGCCUGGCGGCGUCUCGCAGGAUCUCCCUCUUGGCUACCUAGAUGACAUGUACGAUUUCAUCAAGAACUUCUCGAUACGUAUUGAUGAGCUGGAGGAGAUGUUGACGAACAAUCGCAUCUGGAAAGACCGUACCGUUGACAUUGGUGUGGUAACGGCCGAGGAUGCCCUCAACUACGGAUUCAGCGGGGUUCUGCUGCGUGGAUCCGGUAUCAAGUGGGACUUGAGGAAGGUCCAGCCGUAUGACGGCUACGAGAAGAUGAACUUUGACAUCCCUAUAGGAUCCAAGGGAGACUGCUACGACAGGUAUCUUUGCCGAGUAGAGGAGAUGAGACAGAGUCUUAGGAUUGUCCACCAGUGUCUGAAUGAGAUGCCAGAAGGCGAGAUUAAGGUGGAUGAUAAUAAGAUUAGUCCACCAAGCAGAGCUGAGAUGAAGGACUCUAUGGAAUCCCUAAUCCAUCAUUUCAAGCAUUUCACUCAAGGUUUCCAAGUUCCUCCAGGAGCAACAUACACUGCCAUUGAAGCACCAAAGGGUGAGUUUGGUGUCUACAUGGUGUCCGACGGCUCCAGCAAGCCCUACCGGUGUAAGAUCCGCGCUCCCGGAUUCCUCCAUCUCGCCGGACUUGACAAAGUGUGCAAGGGUCACAUGUUGGCCGAUGUCGUAGCGAUCAUCGGUACACUGGAUGUUGUGUUUGGAGAGGUGGACAGAUAGACCUACCCUCAUAUCUUCAGACCGUCACAUACUCAUCAAUUCAAGUAAUCUUCGGGGAGGGUGGGGGGGGGGUUAGAUAUGAUUACAAAAUCCACAAGUUUUCCUGAAGAGAUUAUUUUAUUUAUAUCUACCGAAAAUACCCAUCUCCAACUGAUAGUACAAGUGGGUCAGUCUAAAAUCAUAUCACAGUUACAGAGAAAGCUGUAUUUAAAUACAGUUUUUUAAUUUUAGGACAGGAUCCUUUAAUACACGGUUCAAUGAUGAACUCUCUUCUUGGGAAACGGUCCUAACAAAGGUGGUCCAUCUGCAUGUGUACGGGUAGUUGGUCAAGCAGGUGGACUGCUUAUGAAAUCUGUAAGCUCCUUUCUGAAAGGUAACAGUCUAAUAAACGCUGAUUCGCUUCUGAAUUCUUGAAUUUCCAUUGGCUUUGGAAAGGUAACACCAAAUGGUUCAUUAUCAGUUGGUCUAAUGCCUUCCAAUUCAUCCAACUCGUUUACUGUCAUUUGGUCUACCAUCAGUUCGUCCACUGUCCACAUGGUCUAAUAGCCAUUUUUCCACUCACCAUUUCGUCUAAUAACCAAUUUGUCCAGUAGCCAUUUAGUCCAUGUACUGUACCAUUUUUGGUCUUAUUGGAAUAAGUGUUAAUUGGGCGAAAUGAAAGAAAAUGAAAUGGAUAUUAGACCAUAUGGUUUGAGACGAAAUACUCAUAGACAAAGUGAUGAUUGGACCAAAUGGUUGUUUGACAAAAUGUUGGAUGGAAUGGCAUUAGACUAAAUCAAAAUUAGACCAUGUGAUGAGUGAAACAGUUGGCAAUUUACCACACCAAAUUACAGUAUGCAAUUGGUUAAUGAUGUCGGUAGCAAAGUAUUAAUAUUGUAAAUAAUGAUGAGUUGUAAUUCCAAUUCUUGAAAAAGUUUGAGUUUAUUGAUUUUCAUAUUUGGGGGGUUAGAAAAUACCUUCUCUCUUGGUAAAGACCUCGCAUUUCAGGUAUCAAUGUUAACAAAUAUAGGGUUUGGUUCUCUGACAGACUAAUAAUACUUUUUUUAAAGGGAAAGAUAUGUUUACUUCACAUACUUUAAAGUUUAAUGUAUAUUCUGUAAAUAAAUUAAUCAGUCAAACAAUAGAUAAUUGGAAUCCUGUAAAACUUCUCAAAAGAGAAUAUUUGAAGAACAGAGAUUAAUAGAAACAAAUGUUAAAUAUAUACAUGUAAUGCAUUUCUUAGGAAAUCACAAUGCUCAUCCUUGUGUGUGCCAUGAACUGUGUUGAAAAUAUUUAUAGUAUUAAAACAUUUUGCAUUUCAUGAGCACAUAGCUUGCUCAUACAGAAGUAAACAGAAGUGUUUCAGAUGAGACUUUCUGAAUGUUACUUGAAUUUCUGAUUUCUUUGACCUGUUAAGCCCUCGGCCUAUCUGGGGUAAUCUGAAACUGAAAUCAGAACAUGUUUAACAGGUUAAAAGUUUACUAAAAAAAUUACAGCAGGCCAGUGUAAACAGAGCGCUACGAGUACCAUUGUUUGAAAGAAGAAAUAAAUUUAACUGAAUUGA
Lytechinus variegatus (green sea urchin) is the source of this 2978-nucleotide messenger RNA. Its product is annotated as NADH dehydrogenase [ubiquinone] iron-sulfur protein 2, mitochondrial-like. Bases 38 to 1435 code for a protein of 465 amino acids. Gene Ontology annotation, molecular function: NADH dehydrogenase (ubiquinone) activity; quinone binding; NAD binding. The transcript has 12 exons. The record is from RefSeq and is a predicted model, not a curated record. Gene Ontology annotation, biological process: mitochondrial electron transport, NADH to ubiquinone. NCBI's taxonomy places the organism in Eukaryota, Metazoa, Echinodermata, Echinoidea, Temnopleuroida, Toxopneustidae.